Molecule: messenger RNA, 1409 nt
Organism: Orcinus orca (killer whale)
Lineage: Eukaryota; Metazoa; Chordata; Mammalia; Artiodactyla; Delphinidae
Gene: APRT
Product: adenine phosphoribosyltransferase
Exons: 5
Coding region: 526-1224 (232 amino acids)
Biological process (GO): adenine salvage; AMP salvage
Cellular component (GO): cytoplasm
Molecular function (GO): adenine phosphoribosyltransferase activity; adenine binding; AMP binding
Source: RefSeq, a predicted model, not a curated record
CAAACGCCUGGGCUUCCGCCUCUGGCUCGCCCCGCCCCCGGCCGUUGGUUCUCUGAACUGCUCCCUUCCGGGCCGCUGCACCGCACUCCUGCUCGGAAUCCCUCUUUGCUCUGGUCCUCAGGCACUGGCGCGCUCCUGGGGAAAGGGCCAGGCUGUGUGUGUGCGCCGUGCGCCCCGUGCGCGCGCUGGCCCCCUCGCACCGCGCUGCAGGAGCACAGCCGAGACCCGCCGGGGAGGGAAGAAGAGCGGGCGAGGCAGUGCGCGCCGCCCGAGGCCUGGGGUCCCGGCCACAGCUGCGCCGAAGACCUGCGGGCGCUCUCGGCUCGGCCGAACCGGGCGAAGAUUUCCCCGACAGUCCGGCCGGGGCUGCGUAGACGCCGUACUCCAUCAACCCUGACUCGCACCUGGGCCCCGCGCGAACGUCCUUGAGGCGGGGACGCUAGUGUUCGGGGCACAAGAAAUAAGCACGUAUCUUAAGACCGACCGCACUUCAGAUUCGAUGAAAUACGGUACCUCCUACGGGAGAUGGUGGGCCCCGCCCACCCGAACCCAGACCCUUUCCACGCUGGCGCGGAGCCGCCCUGGGCUCCCGGCCCCGCCCCCUGGGGGGCUCCUCCCCCACCCCGCGCAGGCGCGGAGCCUACUAACCGGCUCUUGCCCUCGAGACGCGCGGAUGCUGAGAUGGCGGAUUCCGAGCUGCAGCUGGUGGCGCGGCGGAUCCGCAGCUUCCCCGACUUCCCCGUCCCCGGCGUGCUGUUCAGGGACAUUUCACCCGUCCUGAAGGACCCCGACUCCUUCCGCGCCUCCAUCAGCCUCCUGGCUAAUCACCUGAAAAAGGCCCACGGCGGCAGGAUCGACUACAUCGCGGGCCUAGACUCCCGUGGCUUCCUGUUUGGUCCCUCCCUGGCCCAGGAGCUGGGCUUGGGCUGCGUUCUCAUCCGGAAGCGAGGGAAGCUGCCAGGCCCCACUGUGUGUGCCUCAUACGCACUGGAAUACGGGAAGGCUGAGCUGGAGAUCCAGACGGACGCCCUGGAGCCAGGGCAGAAGGUGGUGGUGGUGGAUGACCUGCUGGCCACUGGUGGAACCAUGCGUGCAGCCUGUGAGCUGCUGGGCCAGCUGCAGGCCCAGGUGCUGGAGUGCGUGAGCCUGGUGGAGCUGACCUCUCUGAAGGGCAGGGAGAAGCUGGGGACUGUGCCCUUCUUCUCUCUCCUGCAGUACGAGUGACCCCGGCCCCAGCCCCCCACCAACUGGGAGAGAAGAGGAUCCGCCGUUGGGGCAGGGCGGGGCGGGACUUGGGCGCGGGGCUGCUGCCUGGGGGGCCUGCGGGGGCUUCUGGAAGCCCCGAGGCCUGGAGCUGCAGGCUCAUUGACAGUGGAAUGAGAAUGAGAAUAAACAACUGACUUUCUAGA